Molecule: messenger RNA, 505 nt
Organism: Bipolaris maydis ATCC 48331
Lineage: Eukaryota; Fungi; Ascomycota; Dothideomycetes; Pleosporales; Pleosporaceae
Source: RefSeq, a predicted model, not a curated record
AUGGCCUCUCCAUCUGACUCGCAACAACAACCACCGCCCAACUUCAACGCGCUUCUGCAAUACCUGCAGAGCCAAGCCGAAACCACAGACACCGAGACAACCUCGCUAGCCACUGACAUCCAGAAGCUCGACGUGGGCGAGGAAACAACCGAGCAAGAUAAAGUCAACGCCUACGUAGCCGAGUUCUUGUACAUUGGCGGCCCAGAAAUGCCUGUCCACCCUGUUGAAGAUUCUGCUCCUGGUAGCAUCACCGAUAAGGUCGCAAAGGAGUCCUCGGACUCGACAGCUUCUUCGCACGGCAUGCACAAUACGGAUAGCAUACAGCAGGUUCAGGCUCAAAUGAAAAAGGGCCCAGUUCUUACCCGGGACCUGCCCGAGCCCGCGAGCAAGGAGGAGCUGAAGAAGAGGGCUGAGGAGCUGAACAAAUAGAUGCACCAUGGCGUUCAAAUCUCCAGCAAAGCAUACCAUAGGGCUACAUAUGCAAGACGAAUAAUACAUAUACCAU